GCUCGCACUGUACAACGCAAGAAAACGUGCGACUAAAUCUCGCGAGAUCUUGCCCUAGAUCGUGUCCCAGGUUUCGCAGCUGCUGGGGUUAAUAAGUGAUAAACCAUCUAUUUCAGGACUUUCAUGAUGAGCUAUGCUGAAAAGACUGAAGAUAUAACUAAAGAUGAGUGGAUGGACAAACUUAAUAAUGUGCAUAUACAAAGGGCAGACAUGAACAGACUUAUCAUGAACUACCUGGUAACAGAAGGUUUUAAAGAAGCAGCUGAAAAGUUCCGGAUGGAAUCGGGAAUUGAGCCAAGCAUAGACCUUGACUCCCUAGAUGAACGUAUUAAAAUCAGAGAAAUGAUUUUGAAAGGCCAAAUUCAGGAAGCUAUUGCACUCAUUAACAGCCUUCAUCCUGAGUUGCUGGACACAAACCGGUAUCUUUACUUUCAUCUACAGCAACAACAUCUGAUCGAGCUGAUACGCCAAAGGGAAACUGAAGCAGCUCUGGAAUUUGCUCAGACACAGCUGGCAGAACAGGGUGAGGAGAGUCGUGAAUGUCUCACAGAAAUGGAGCGCACUCUUGCUUUACUUGCUUUUGACAACCCUGAGGAGUCCCCUUUUGGAGACCUGCUGAACAUGAUGCAACGUCAGAAGGUAUGGAGUGAAGUGAACCAGGCUGUAUUAGAUUAUGAAAACCGAGAGUCUACACCUAAAUUAGCAAAAUUGCUGAAGCUGUUACUUUGGGCGCAGAAUGAAUUAGACCAGAAGAAAGUAAAAUAUCCAAAAAUGACAGACCUCAGUAAGGGAACAAUUGAGGAUCCCAAGUAAUUUGAAAGACUGGUGCUGUAGCACUGUAGGACUUCAAAUAAGGACAUUUAAACUUAUAUUUAUAUCAGUCUAUGACUGGACACUUUUUUUUUUUCCCUUCCCUUUUUUCCCCCUGGAGGGUGGUUCUUGGCAAAGGACUAAAUUUACUGGUUAGUAAUAGAUGCUCUUGUUGUUUGACCGCCCAUGUUAAAGACCAAAAAUCAUUUUCUCAGCGUUGCACAGAUGCCGCAACUUUUUGGUCACAAAUUCCUUUUUCAAGUAUAUUAAAUGAACAAAAGUUCCUGCUUUUCGAGGAGAAAAGCAGAGUCCUCUUCUCCUUUUGUAAUGUAAUUAGUCUCCUGUACUUUUUUGGAUUAUAUGUUUGUUGCUUUUGGAUUUUAUUGCAACCAUUACGUAUAAGACCACAAUACCAUUUCAGAUUUCCAGAAGUGAACAUAACUGUACAUAUGAUACGAAUGUAUAAAAUCAUAGUAAGGGAAUCUGCAUCUUUAACAGUAAAUUAAUAUGUUUUUGGAGGUUCACAGUGUCUUGUUUCAGAAUGUGUGAAUCACAUUAAUCUGGCAGUUUCAGGCAUAACUAUCACAGCUCAUUUUUGUAAAGGUUUAUUAGCUAAUAAAAGCAAAAUAAUUGUCUGAAAGAAGGAUAAAGGGUUUCAUUUUUAAGAAAGUAAUCUCAUUUAUCUGAGUUUACCAUUUAUUUUGGUAGACAUUGACAUUUAUCAUUUUGAUUCAGUUGUGAUUUGUAAGAUAUUUGAGAUGUACAUUUUGCUUAACAACUAACUCUGGCAUGCAUUUGCAAUACUAUAUUGUAUUGGCAAAAUUCCUUCUUUUAAAUUUGAUUUAAUUUUCUAGACACUUUCUAAAAAUUUCCCUAUAUACUGUAUAUCUUUGAAGAUAGUACUGUGGUAAGAGACAUUACAGUCCUGCAGACAGAUUUGCAAUUUUAAAUUAAAAAUAGUUUGAUGAAAAACUUCCACUAUUACUGUAAUAGGAAUGUUUUGCUGUACAUUAAAAAUAUAAACCAGUAAAAUAUUUCCCUCUAGUUAGGA
Erpetoichthys calabaricus (reedfish) is the source of this 1861-nucleotide messenger RNA. Its product is annotated as glucose-induced degradation protein 8-B homolog. Lineage: Eukaryota; Metazoa; Chordata; Cladistia; Polypteriformes; Polypteridae. The coding region runs from base 124 to 813 and encodes 229 amino acids. Gene Ontology annotation, biological process: proteasome-mediated ubiquitin-dependent protein catabolic process; positive regulation of canonical Wnt signaling pathway. The record is from RefSeq and is a predicted model, not a curated record. Gene Ontology annotation, cellular component: nucleus; cytoplasm. Gene Ontology annotation, molecular function: protein binding. The transcript is spliced from 5 exons.